AUUUCAAGCCAGGUUAUUCGUUUCUCUUGAAAUUCAUCGGAGGAGUCGCGGGACAAUAAUUUUAGUUUUUAAUAACCUAAUCCCGAAGGAAAAAUCUAUUAAAUUUGGCAUCUUAAGAGUCAGAUUAAAAUAUUCCGCCAAAUUUGCAUGUUGUAUAAAGGCAUUGAUCAAAGCUUAAAAAUUGACUCACCUGCACUUGUUUGCAUUGUCGUCAUGGGAGACUUACAAAAUACGACGAAUGUUCUCAGUUACUUCACCAUCUGCAACCAGAAUUCGUUUAUUAUCAGUCGCGUAGAACAUUAUCUUUUCAUGUUGCUCGUAAUAUCAAGCAAAGAUCUUUGAUCAUACCAUUUCGAGAAUGAGCCCUAUCUCGACUGUCAUAUUGUGGAAGUUCGUCGUAUUGUUGAAGGCCGCCCAAUUUUCCACAGAGCAGUUUGCAAACACUGGACAGUUGACUUUAGAACCUGGAGAAACCCUUCUUAUAAACACAAGUGAACCGUCCGCGUCAGUUAUAGAUAACAAAGGGAACAGAACAGAUUUGCUCCUGUUGGCGGAAUCUAACCACUCCUUUAUUAAUCAGCUUGGAGACUCACGCGAAUGGAAAUAUGGCGUCGCGCGGCUCGUGUUUGUCAAGGAUAUCAUCUUAAAUUCCAACUCCACCGUGAAUAUAUCCGGCGAAAAUGCUUUAUCUGUCGAAUCACUUGAAGGAAAUAUAGUUCUUAAAACUAUGAUCGAUUUAUCAUGUGCAGCGACUGAGCUGGACGGAAAAUGUGUUGGAGGAUACAUGCCCAUCGGCAAACCCAAAGACUGGUUAGCACCUGUAAUACCAGGAAAUGGACCGGGUGGCACGAGCGAAAAUUACCUGAUGUAUUGGUACUCGCAAUGCAUUGGUGGAAGUGGCCACGGUGGCAAGGGUGGAUACCCUGCGUUUCAGGAUGUCCAGGUUAAAGGCUACAGUGGUUUGGAGUAUGGAAAGAAAGACACUCACGUUCUACUUGGAGGCAGUUCAGGUUCUUAUCUGAAAUCUAUUGAAACAAUUACAAAACCUGGCCAUGGUGGUGGGGCUAUUCAGUUUGUGGCCAGAAGGGGAUCGAUAGAGAUUGAGUCAAAAAUCAAAGCUAAUGCACAGCAAACACAAGGGAAUUUCGAAAUUUACAGUGGCAGCUCAGGAGGGCUAAUCCGCCUAGAGGCAAACGAGGUCCAGGUCAAAAAUGGCGGGUCACUAGAAGUAAAUGGUGCUCAUGCGGGACAAACAGGUCAUACGCAAGCUAACUGGACUUCAGGCUCAGCGGGAGGUGCAGGAGGCAUUGUACAUAUCCUGGCCAGUGGAGUAUUCCUAUCGUCUGGCUCGAUCUCACUAAAGCCCGGGAAUUCUACAGGCUGUACAAACGUAGAUAGGGCAUCUCCAGGAUUUUUGUCGAUUAGAGAUCAUUCGGGCCAUCACAGCAUGUCCUGGAAUAAUGAUACGGUCUUUCCAAUCAACCCUGAAGGAUUUUCUUGGCCUAGCGCAAGCUCCAAAACAGUUUCGCUUCCCCCGGAGUCUAGUACAUUCAUUGUCGCUUUAAUCCAGCCAUCACUUACUCCAACCAAAACUGGUUCCAGCACAUUUCCAAUUGCUUCUUUUUCUACGACAGAGGAACUUAUUAUAGCUGCCAGUUAUAGUUCAGAUUUCCCUCGACAAACUAUGUUAGAAUCACAUAGUGCAGUGUACACAUCGUCUGUCGCCGAUCUCACUUCAAACCAACUUAGACAAUUUGCCACUGAUGUUAGUCAUUACUCAACUGCUACAAAGCUUCCAACUGAGCUAACUGUUGUAACAUCUGCCUCUCCCGUUGACACUGCGUCAGAAUGGGAAGAACUGUUGAAGAACGUAACAUUCCUUAAGAUUACCAUGGGAACCUCGCACAACAACUUCUGGAUAGAGGACAUUCAGAAGCUUGCACAGCGAUUCCAGACACUUGUAGAGAAAGAAACUCUUAUGGAAGAGUCUGUAGAACGGUUUCUACAAAUCCUUAACGAAUUUAGCAUCAUAGUUAACAUAAUACCUGGCGAGCAUCAAGAAACUAUGAAGAGCGUGGCUGCCUCACUGAUGACAACGGCAGAAUUCAGCUUUGAAAUGAAGAACGAAGAUGAAUGGAAAACAACAGACAAGCUCCCCACUGUGUUGCGUAUAGUGGAAAACAUCACACUGGCACUUGGGAAAACUACCACCGAAAAUCAACAGUUCAAGUUUGAGCAUUACUCCCAGAGGACUGUCGUUCAAGUUGUAACUUUUAAAAAUAAUGGAGACAGGAAGACCACGACACACUUCAUGCUACCAGACAUCACAAGAACAAAUCUGACUGUUUGGGAAGAUAUACAGGAUGCUGUAUUGAUACCAUUAGAUGGACAGCAAACUUUCAAAGACGAAUUCACAGUGUCCAUAAUAAUACACAGAAAUAUCAGCAACAUUCUACCAACUGGUUUUACUGAACGUACGGAAGAACAGGACAAUGAUUUUAAGGUGGCAUCUCACAUCAUCUCCUGUUCUAUACUUUACAAUUCUCGUUUGGUAACAAAUAUGACGUCCCCGGUUGAGCUGCAUUUCCAUCACCCGGAUAAAAGAAGUUUUCGUUCUCUCUGUGUAUUUUGGGAUCCUCGAGUUAGUGCUUGGUCUACCGAUGGUGUGAGGACCCUGCAAGUCAACAAGACACACACUAGUUGUCAUUCAACUCACUUGACAAGCUUUGCCAUUCUUACACAAUUCAAAGAAGUUAAGAUUCCUGAAGACAAUGAAUUAGCCCUCAGUAUUAUAACAUACAUCGGCUGCGGACUUUCCAUUGCCUGCCUGUUUGUGACCCUACUCGUUUAUCUCGCAUUUGAGUGAGUAUCUUUCAUUCUGUCUAACUUUAAGGACACGAAGUGUGGGAUCAAAAAGUUGAUUUAGCAUCAAACUUUGAUAAUGAAACUAGCGUCUCUUUGCAAUAUAUUGCAAGAUUAUUUACACUUUCAUGUGAAAAAAAAAAAACACAAAUUUAACUAACCUGUACUAUGAGGCACGAAUAAAUGCACCCCGAAAGACGCCUGUAUCUGUAAGUGCUAAGUAGCACAUGAACUUUUUCAGUUCACAUUAAUACUUUUAUUAUGCCAUUUUUGUCGCCCAAGGUAAAGGUGAGAUGAAUCGAGCGUCAGACAACGCAAGAGGACUAAACAGUUAUCAUAUAUGUUUCAUCUCUGUCCGUUUUUUUCACUCUUACCCAACUCAAAUAAUUAACAAUUAUUCACCGAAGUGGAGGUGAAUAGUGGUGGAUAUUAACCGAGCCGCGAAGCGGCAAGAUAAAUAUUCAUCACUUUCACCGACACUGAGGUGAAUAAUUGUUUUAGGAUAUACCACACAAGCUGAAUAA
Molecule: messenger RNA, 3386 nt
Organism: Orbicella faveolata
Lineage: Eukaryota; Metazoa; Cnidaria; Anthozoa; Scleractinia; Merulinidae
Biological process (GO): cell surface receptor signaling pathway; G protein-coupled receptor signaling pathway
Cellular component (GO): plasma membrane
Molecular function (GO): G protein-coupled receptor activity
Source: RefSeq, a predicted model, not a curated record